AAGAGAGAAAGUAAAGAAGAGAGAUCAUUGCAUGCUCAGAUACACUAAAGAACGCCCACUGGUUUUUCAACUUCUCUUCCAAUAAGAACAACAUUACGUAUCCAUUAAUCUGUGGCCUGUUUUUGUUCAGAUUUUUGAAGAUUUUCUUGGAUAGUAAAUACUGAAUGAUGCAUAUAAUUCAGAAAAUCUUCUCUUUUAGUAUUUAUUUUAGUGUUGUGCUCCUCUUUCUUGUACAUUUUGCUGAAGGCUCAUCUGAUGAACAGAAGAAAUCUGGCAGUCUUCGCAACAGCAGUAAAAAUGUAAAUUAUCGAAAGACAUUGGAUAUUACACUCCACGGAGUUCUUUUAUGGGCUUCAAUGGGAUUCUUAAUGCCUCUUGGAGUACUAACAAUCAGAAUGUCCAGUACAGAGGAAUGCCACCAGACGUGGCGAAAAAAAUUGUUCUACGUUCACGCAAUUCUGCAGGUGCUAUCAGUACUACUUGCUACAGUUGGAGCAGUUCUUUCAAUAAGAAAAUUUGAGAACACAUUUGAUAACAGUCAUCAAAGAAUAGGAUUAGCACUUUAUGGUGCAACAUAUGUUCAAGUUUUGAUUGGAUUCAGAAGACCUAAGAGGGGAACAAGACGUAGAAGUUUAUGGUACUUCUUGCACUGGAUGCUAGGAACAACAAUAUGUUUGGUGGGAAUUAUAAAUGUGUACACAGGAUUACAGGCAUACCACAAGAGAACAUCAAAGGGUACAAGUCUUUGGAGCAUAAUUUUCACAGCUCAAGUUUCUUUUAUGGCAGUUUUUUACCUUUUUCAAGAUAAAUGGGACUACAUGAAAAAGCAAGGGAUGAUUCCAUCAGAACCUGUGAAUCCAAGAAUGGACAGUACUCAGAAGGAUAAUUUUAAUGAGGUAUCAUGCAGAAAAAGCAAUGCACUUGGAACUCACUUUUCAAGGAGCAAUGAACUCAAUAAAUUGUUUCAAUUGACAUGAAUGGAUUGAUAAUUGUUUGUUCAUAUUUCGAUUUUUGAUACAUAUAUAUUUUAGCGGUGGCUUUGAUUUUUCUUCUCUUUUUGUAUAAUAAAUAGUACUGUUGUUGUGAUGAGUGGAACGGAGUAGCAGAAAAAGUUGGAUUAUUCUCCUUGUACAUAAGGGGAUCCAUAAUGGACACCCUUAUGAAUCCCAUUAUGUACGCCUAGCAACGUCCAAAAAAGUUUGUAUGGCAAAUUUUAUAGUUGUUAAAACUUUAAAUUA
This is a messenger RNA of Olea europaea var. sylvestris, 1238 nucleotides long. RefSeq names its product cytochrome b561 domain-containing protein At4g18260-like. The record is from RefSeq and is a predicted model, not a curated record. NCBI's taxonomy places the organism in Eukaryota, Viridiplantae, Streptophyta, Magnoliopsida, Lamiales, Oleaceae. The transcript is spliced from 4 exons. The coding region runs from base 165 to 977 and encodes 270 amino acids. Gene Ontology annotation, molecular function: transmembrane monodehydroascorbate reductase activity.